AUGGAGGUUGAUUACUUCACAAAUCUACCAUCAGAAAUUACCACUGAAAUCCUGUCACGCCUCUCUAUCCGAAGCCUUGCAAUCAGCAAAUCUGUUUGCAAAUCAUGGCGCGAUCUGUUCGAUGUUGUCAAAUCCAAAAUCAAAACCCCACCCGCCCUAGUUCUAUUUUACCGGGGGCAGGACUCAACCCGGUGUAAGAUUAUCGAAAUUGAAGACGAAGACGAAGACGAAGCCGAUCUUGAGAGCCACGAUCUUUACUACCAUCCGCUCACAGAUUUGGUGAUCCCUCACAGAAGCACAGGAUUAAUUCAGUGUGUCACUGCUAAUGCGUUGCUUCUUUUCUACUCACCUUUACUGAGAGGUAUUUACAUAUGUAAUCUGAUCAAUCGUGAAUAUACUGAGCUCAGUUACCCUGAUGACUACACUCCGUAUCAGUCGUUGCAAUUUGGAUUCGGUGUGAGCAAAAUAAGUAGGAAAUAUAAGGUAAUUUGGAUUAAUUCGGACUUUCAUUGUGUAUACACCCUCGGAAGAGGAACAUGGAGGCGCGUUGAAGCCGAUCCUGCUUCUGUUUACAGUCUUCUUGGUCGAGCUAUUUCAUGUAAUCACAACCUCCAUUGGACAGCAUAUGAUUCGAGGAAUAAUAUAUGGACAUUUUGUAGUUUUGAUGUUGAAACAGAAUGUUUUGACAUUUUCUCUUAUCCUCCUACGGGAGAUAGAUCAGGGAGUUUAUCUGUUUUGAGGGAUUGCUUGUGUUAUUCUUAUUAUGCACGCAAUAAUGAAAUUGUCAUUUGGAUGAUGAAGGAAUAUCAAGUCGAUGAAUCUUGGACCGUAGAGUACAAGAUGAGCACUGCUGGUUUAGAUAUAUCUAAUUUUAAUACGCGAUAUAUGCAUGUGGCUGCAAUUAAACUUUUCAAAGAUGGUGAUGUUUUGAUGAUGCUAGACCAUUCUAUUUUAGUCUACUACUCCAACAAAACAAGAACACUUCGACGAGUCAAUAUGUUGAAGGAUGCAGAUGCAAAGAAGGGUUAUGCCCAGAUUUUCAAUCCUAGCCUUCUUUCACUUAAGAGUUUGGGUCUCAAGAAUGUGAUCUUGUUUUAG
Messenger RNA from Salvia hispanica, 1098 nucleotides. The record is from RefSeq and is a predicted model, not a curated record. Lineage: Eukaryota; Viridiplantae; Streptophyta; Magnoliopsida; Lamiales; Lamiaceae.